Molecule: messenger RNA, 3613 nt
Organism: Asparagus officinalis (garden asparagus)
Lineage: Eukaryota; Viridiplantae; Streptophyta; Magnoliopsida; Asparagales; Asparagaceae
Product: homeobox protein HOX1A-like
Exons: 11
Coding region: 390-3401 (1003 amino acids)
Biological process (GO): regulation of DNA-templated transcription; chromatin organization
Cellular component (GO): nucleus
Molecular function (GO): chromatin binding; DNA binding
Source: RefSeq, a predicted model, not a curated record
UUUUUCCAGCACAGUAAAAUAGUUGGUUGUAAACGGUGCUUCUCGUCCGUGCCCUAAAAUUGAAGAUGAGCUUGGCUCGACUCUGAGAAAGACGAGCUUCGGAUUCUUGGAUCGAGAUUCGAGAUCAUGGCGAGAAUUUGAUGAGCUUGCCUUUUGAUUCUCGGAUCAAGAUCGUCCGAACGUCGGCGUUGAAGAAUCUGCUGAGAGUCGUACUGCAGUCAUCAAAUACCAAUGCAAGUAUUAUAUUCUUAUAGAUUGAAAAUGGCGAACUGCAAUAAGCCUUGCAUGCUUAAUUCUAAAUUUUCUGUGAUCAAUGACUAAAACCAUCUUGGUGCGUGUAUGUCUUAUUGGAUUGUUGGAGUUCAGAAACAUUCCUAGAGUGUGUGGAUAUGGCUUCCCCAAUCCCCAGCAGCAGCAGCAAUGAGAAAAGAAGUAUUUUAAGACGGAGUCCCAGACAUCAGACUCAUGAGCUGAAUGCCGGAACCACAGAACAUGGGUCUAAAAAGGUCGGAUUUGCUGGUUUUGAAAAUAUAAGCAAUGAGAAAACAAGUAAUUUAAGACGAAGUCCCAGAAAGCAGACUCAUGUGCCACAUUCUGGAACCACAGAAAAUGAAGCUAAAAAGGUUGGGUUUGCUGGUCUUCAAAAUGUAAGCAACGAGAAAAGAAGUAAUUUAAGACAGAGUCCCAGACAUCAGACUCAUGAGCAGAACUCUGGAACCACAGAAAAUGGAUCUGAAGAGGUUGGGUUUGUUGGUUUUCAAAAUAUAAGCAACGAGAAGAGAAGUAUAUUAAGACGGAGUCCAAGACAUCAGACUCGUGAGUUGAAUUCCGGAACCACAGAAAAUGGAUCUAAAAAGGUUGAGUUUGCUGGUGUUCAUAGUAUCAACAAUGAGAAGAGAAGAAUUUUAAGACAAAGUCCCAGAAACCAGACUCAUGAGUUGAACUAUGGAACCAUGGAAAAUGGAUCUAAAAAGGUCAAUUUUGCUGGUUUUGAAAGUAUAAGCAAUGAGAAAAAAAGCUUUUUAAGACGAAGUCCCAGACAUCAGAGUCAUGAGCUGGAUUCUGAAACCACAGAAAAUGAAUCUAAAAGUAUAAACAAACCAGCAGAUCAUGGCGAACAUGUUUUGCCAAAAUUGGGAAAGGUAGACAGGAACAAUGAUUUAGCAAAGAGUUCCAGCAAAUCUCCAUGUGAGCAAAAUAGAGAUUCUUCUGAAGUGAAAGGCAGAAGAUAUCCCUUGAGGACUUCAUUAGGCACUGCCAGAAUUACUCAGUCAAUAUCAAAAACUGAGAACCAGCAUGAGUUGGUUCCUAAACCACUCAAUCUACUUAGAAGAAGAAGAAGAAGAAGAAGGAAGAAGGGAGAUAAAGUAAAGAAAGCUUCAAAAGAUGAAUUUUUUGUGAUCAUGAAACGAGUAAGAUACUUGUUGACACGAAUGAACUAUGAGCAGAAUCUGAUUGAUGCGUAUUCUGGCGAAGGGUGGAAAGGCCAAAGUGCAGAUAAACUAAGACCUGAGAAGGAGCUUGAAAGAGCCAAAUCUGAAAUUGUGCGUCGUAAGUUUAAAAUACGCGAACUGUUUCGGCACCUUGAUUCUUUGUCUUCUGAAGGAAGGAUCGAGGCAUCUCUAUUUGAUUCUGAAGGGCAACUUAACAGUGAAGAUAUUUUUUGCGCCACAUGUGGUUCAAAAGACUUGUCUCCUGAUAAUGAUAUCAUUCUUUGUGAUGGACUUUGUGACAGAGGCUUUCAUCAAAAGUGCUUAAAUCCUCCUCUGUUGAGUGAAGAUAUUCCUCCAGGCGAUGAAGGGUGGUUAUGCCCAGCCUGUUGUUGCAAGAUAGACUGCAUUAAAUUAUUAAACGAGCUUCAAGGAAGUAAUUUAUCUAUUAAGGAUACAUGGGAGAAAGUAUUUCCUGAGGUAGUUGCCAUGACCAAUGAAGAUAAAAAACGUGAUGACUUGCCAUCAAAUGAUUCAGAAGAUUAUGAUUAUGGCUCAGAUGGUUCAGAAGUUGAUUUUGAACGAUCGGGCUCUACUUCCUCUGAGGAUGAUUCAGACGAUGAUGAUUUUGAUCCUAAUGAUUCAAAUGUUGAUAAAAGUGUUCCUAAAUAUGGAUCAAGUUCAGAUGAAUCAAACUUUAAAUCAGAUUCUGCUAAGUUCUGUAUUGAACUUAGAAAAACUUUACGUGCUAAGAAAGAUUCUGCACCCUCUGUGCGGAACUUGAAGCCUAUUGCCAACUCUGGUGAAGGAACAUGCACAGUAGACAUUUGUAACUCUGAGAUUCCUUCUGUUCUGGAACCAGGAUUGGACCAAGAGAAUUUGCUAACAUCAGGAAAAAGGAAUCUCGAAAAUUUUGAACUCAAACAUUUGUCUGAUGAAACAUAUGAAACAUCUCCUUCAGAUUCAAGUGAAGAUGAAAACUGGUCUGAAUCAGCUGAUAUAAAUAUGCCAAACAGAAGAAAGAAAUAUGCAAAUAGGAAGGAGCCUUAUGGACCAUCAAACGCAAAUACUAGAACUGUUAAGAGCUACAAAAAUUCGAAAAAUGUUGUAGGCAUGCCUACUGAGGUUGACAUGGUAAGAAAAUCACUUAUAAAUCUUCCACAGGUUUCACAUGUUCAUGAAACUACUCCCAGCAAAACAUAUCCUGCACUGGACGCAAGUGCUAUGGAGCAUGUAGAGCACCAUGGUUGUUCGGAGCCUGGUUCUAUCGAGUUUUCUGUAUCUACAUCUAAAAGCUUUAGUGAAGCAGCUAGAAAGAAACUUUGUGAAAUUUUUCAAAAAAACCAAUACCCUACAAGGGCAGAAAAAGAAAGCCUAGCAAAAGAACUUGGUCUCACUUACCAACAGGUGCAGAGAUGGUUUAUAAAUUCACGACAUAGCUUUUGUGCGCCUACCAAGGAAGCUUCUCCUAAUGAAGUCCCCUCAGCAAGUAACGAUAUUGCUGCUACCAACGAGAAUACUAAAUGCAUUAAUGAAGUAGGUAAAGACGGACAGGAGGCUGUAGCUCGUCAAUUACUGGGGCUUCACGAAAGUUUUCAAGAAAAUCAAUACCUUACAUGGCAGAAUAAAGAAAGUCUAUCACAAGUACUUGGUCUCACAUACCAACAGGAGCAUGGAUGGUUUAUGGGUUCACAUAGCAUUUGUCUUUCUACUAACGAAGCACCACUUAAUGGACUCCCCUCACCAAAUAAAGAUAAUUCUGCCACCAAUGAAAAUAUAAGAGGCAUUAAUCUUAAUUAUAGUGGUGGCAGUAUCAGUCCGAUGUAUGCUACCGAAGGAAUUAAGAGAAAAAACCCAAUAUCUGAUGAACAACUAAAUGUUGGAGAUGAGCAAUGCAGCAUGAGCAAAGUAGAUAAAGAGCGGGAGAAGGCUGUAGCUCGUGAACUGAGGAAGAUGAAAAAACGCAGAUAGGCAGCCAUUGAGUGGUUUGAUGAUGAAAUCUUUCUAGAGUCAAGGAUGGUGGGUUUUUUCUUUUUUUUUUCACCAAUGAGGAGCAUUUUGAUGCAUCAUUUUGAGCAUUCUUAAAACGCUUAGAAAACCCAUGUGAAUCUUGAUACAGAGAACUGUUGCUUUGGGCCAACUACUUAGUAUUAUAAGAUGCAUAUUUCCUUGUUCAUGGUUUC